AUAUGAUCAAUUUUGUUCACACAAGUUUUCAUCUUCCCCUCGAUCUUUGCAUUCUUGAUCGAUUAAACUUCUACAUACCAAAAGAAUUGGAAAGAAGUUUAUAUCAAAAUGAAGGGGUGCAUUUUCAAUAUUGACGCCGGGUAUUUAGAGGGGUUGUGUCGCGGGUUCAAGUGCGGGAUUUUGAAGCAAUCCGAUUACUUGAACUUGGUGCAGUGCGAAACAUUGGAAGAUUUAAAGCUUCACUUGCAGGGAACUGAUUAUGGCACAUUUUUGGCCAAUGAACCUAGCCCCUUGUCAGUAUCCACUAUCGAUGACAAGCUUCGUGAAAAACUUGUCAUUGAAUUCCAACACUUGAGAAACCAUUCAGUGGAGCCACUAUCUACGUUCUUGGACUUCAUUACUUACAGUUAUAUGAUUGACAAUAUCAUACUUUUGAUUACUGGUACUCUGCACCAGAGACCUAUUUCUGAAUUGAUCCCUAAAUGCCACCCCUUGGGAUCGUUUGAGCAGAUGGAAGCUAUUCACGUAGCCGCCACCCCGGCUGAGUUGUACAAUGCGGUGUUGGUGGACACUCCCCUGGCUCCGUUCUUUGUAGACUGCAUUAGUGAGCAGGACCUUGAUGAGAUGAACAUUGAAAUUAUCCGCAACACCCUGUACAAAGCUUAUUUGGAAGCUUUCUAUGAAUUCUGCAAGCAAAUCGGGGGCUCUACUGCUGAUGUUAUGUGUGAAAUUUUGGCUUUUGAAGCUGAUCGUCGUGCUAUUAUCAUUACUAUCAACUCAUUUGGAACUGAGCUGUCUAAAGAUGAUCGUGCAAAGUUGUACCCUCGCUGUGGUAAACUCAACCCUGAUGGUUUAGCUGCACUUGCCAGGGCUGAUGACUAUGAGCAAGUUAAAGCUGUUGCUGAAUAUUAUGCUGAGUAUGCUGCCCUUUUCGAAGGUGCUGGCAGCAAUGUUGGUGACAAGACUUUGGAAGAUAAAUUCUUUGAGCAUGAGGUCAGCCUAAAUGUGCAUGCAUUUUUGCAACAAUUCCACUUUGGAGUUUUCUAUUCUUACCUCAAGCUGAAGGAGCAGGAAUGCAGGAACAUUGUGUGGAUAAGCGAAUGUGUCGCCCAAAAGCACCGUGCUAAAAUUGAUAACUAUAUUCCCAUUUUCUAAACAAUGUAAAAGCUUUAUAUUCAAGCAACCUUGCAAUGUAAAUAAUGUUGUAUGUGUUAUGACAAUUCCAGUUCAAAUUGUUAAAUAGAUAUACAGAGCAGAAUUUACACAGUAUUUAAGAAAUAAAUGUAAACCAAACAUAGAAUGCAUAAAUUUCUAUAAAUGUUAAAAAUUGAUUUAAUCUAAAAUAUAUUCAAGCAUUCCAUGGCACACUUAUGUGUGCAAUAUAUUAAAAGUGGGCGACAUUGAAUAAUCAAAAUAGCUAAUACUACAAAUUAUUAUAGAUUUCCUAUUUAAUAUAAUUAAUCUUGAUUUUGUUAUUGUCUUCUAUUUUGC
Papilio xuthus (Asian swallowtail) is the source of this 1491-nucleotide messenger RNA. Lineage: Eukaryota; Metazoa; Arthropoda; Insecta; Lepidoptera; Papilionidae. The record is from RefSeq and is a predicted model, not a curated record.